CUUCUCUUUGAACCCUCUUCGAUCGAUCUAUCGAUCGCGAGAUGGAAGACGAUGAGGAAGUAGAGAUCUUGGAACCCUACGGCCUUCACUUCUCUGAUCUCAUGCUCUUGAGUUCAGAUGAAGCUUCAUCGCCGCCGUCUUCGGACCAGGAAGAGAUCCGACGGCUAGAAUCGAUCGCCAGAAGCGUGAUGGAGAAUCUAGGGCCCAAUGGCCCCGGCCUGAUAACAAUCGCCGGAGUCCCCAACGCCACCCGUCUCCGCCGCAGUCUCCUCCCUCUUGCCCGCAGGCUCGCCCUUAUCGACGCGGACCGUCGCAAACGCGUCCUCAAGGAGCACAACUUGGGGAGUGAUGUCCCAAUGAAAAAACUUGAUAGAAGUGUCUCAUCUUUUUCAAUGCAGCUAAAAUAUAUGCAAGGUACUAAGAGUGCCACUAUUGAUGCUAGUCCUGAAAGUGGAUAUAGUCUCAGUGAACAACAAAAUUAUCCUGCCGUUGACAAGUCCAUAGAUUUUCAAGGGAGUGAAUUUGAGGAUCUGGGUAAUAGUUUUAAGGAUCUAGGAAUUUGCAUGAUGAAGCUGGGGCUCUGCCUUGCACGAAUCUGUGACAGGCACCUUGGUAGCCAAGAACUCGAGCAAAGUUUACUGGCAUCCUGCACGGCAAAAGGCCGUCUUAUACACUACCAUUCAACUACAGAUAACCUUGUCUUGAAAGAGGCUGCUAAAAGCAAGCAAUCUACCAAAAGAAAAGCUGGUCAACAACCAAUUAAGAAUGAGCAACUGUAUACAAAUGGAAGUGAUGCUAGAUCCUGCGGCAAUGGUUCCAAUCUGUGGCAGCAAUGGCAUUAUGAUUAUGGUAUUUUCACUGUUCUUACAAGUCCAUUGUUUUCUUUCCCAUGCCACAAUGAAAAAACAUGUGCAAAUAGAUGCUUUUGCUCUUCUUGUCAGCAAGAAUAUUCUACUCCCAGUGGGCAUACGUAUCUGAAAAUAUUUGAUCCAACUAAGAAUAUGGUUCAGAUGGUGAAAGCAUCUCCUGAGAGUUUCAUUGUUCAGGUGGGAGAAGCAGCUGAUAUCAUAUCGAAGGGGAAGCUUCGAGCAAACCUUCAUUCCGUCUGCAGACCAGCUAAAGUGGAAGACCUGAGCAGGGAAACUUUCGUUGUCUUCUUGCAGCCAGCAUGGACUAAGAUUCUCUCUCUUUCAGAUUAUUCUAUUGAAAGAUUCCAAGCAAACAGUCAAUGUUCUACGAUACAAAAUGGGGAUACUUGCAUUGGGGAACAUGAUCAUGACAGACUAGGUCAAGAACUGCAUAAAAUAGUGCCACCACUUUCCUUGCGGUUGAAAGAUGGGAUGACAUUUGCUGAAUUCUCAAAAGAAACUACCAAACAAUAUUAUGGUGGCAAUGGCUUGCAGUCUAAAAGAUAAAGAUCUGCUCGGUUUACUAUACUAUGCAAAAUGCGAUGGUUGGUAGAACUUGUAUUAUCUCAAUUUUCUGUAAUCAUAUUACUUGGUCAUGGAAAUCUUAUGAGAAGUGGCCUUUUCUUUUU
Messenger RNA from Diospyros lotus (date-plum), 1537 nucleotides. RefSeq lists its product as uncharacterized. The coding region runs from base 42 to 1415 and encodes 457 amino acids. The transcript is spliced from 2 exons. NCBI's taxonomy places the organism in Eukaryota, Viridiplantae, Streptophyta, Magnoliopsida, Ericales, Ebenaceae. The record is from RefSeq and is a predicted model, not a curated record.